Molecule: messenger RNA, 5312 nt
Organism: Alosa alosa (allis shad)
Lineage: Eukaryota; Metazoa; Chordata; Actinopteri; Clupeiformes; Clupeidae
Gene: myo10
Product: myosin X
Exons: 36
Cellular component (GO): cytoskeleton; myosin complex
Molecular function (GO): protein binding; ATP binding; cytoskeletal motor activity
Source: RefSeq, a predicted model, not a curated record
CCGGACAGGGACAACUUUCCCACCGAAAUGUGCGGGGCGGGGCCAUGUAAGUCCGGAGUUGUUAGGAAGUUUAACUUCGAACUCUGAUGUUUACCACUGCGCCGCUUGUUAACCGGCAAACAACAAACGGUCUGCGGCCCGCGCGAGAAACGUACUUACGGAGCAAUACCAGUAAAAACACAUGAAAUCCAACACGAGCGAAAUUGUUCAUAUUGAAGCGAAAAGACGGGCAUCUUCUCACCAGUUUUAGACAAAGAGCAAGAGGGAGACCGCUGAAUUUGAGACUCACAUGGAUUAACGGAUAGAGCGACUCUGCGGUUGCGCCUCCGGCAGUCUAUCGGACGAGAGGAGAGAUGGAUCUCUUUCUCCAGGAGGGCUCUCGGGUCUGGCUGAAAGAGGAUGGUGUGAAUCAGCCCUGCACCAUCAGCAGUGUCUCUGGAGGAGUGGUGAUCUUUACCACUGACUAUGGAGAGGUGUACACAUACAAGCUGAAGACUCUGAGCCGACAGCGCGUGUGUGUGAUGUCACAGGAGAGUAGGGAUGGAGUGGAGGACAUGGCGUCUCUACAAGAGCUGCAUGAUGGUGCCAUAUUACACACACUCCACCUGCGCUACACACAGCACCUCAUCUACACAUACAUUGGGUCGAUCCUGGUGGCGGUGAACCCAUGUGUGUGUGUGUCAGGUGUGUAUGAUGAAGCGGCGGUGGAACUCUAUAGCGCUGGUGGGCGGGGCCAACUCCCCCCUCAUAUUUACGCCCUGUCCAAUCAGACCUACCGAGCACUAUGGCAACGCCACGACAACCAGUGUGUGCUCAUCAGUGGAGAGAGUGGAUCAGGAAAGACCGAGAGCACUAAGCUCAUUCUGCGUUUCCUGUCGGCGAUGAGUCAGAGGUCCCAACCUACAAGCAGCCAUGUGGAGAAUGCCAUCCUGGAGAGCAGUCCUGUUCUAGAGGCCUUUGGGAAUGCACGGACCGCCCACAACAGCAACUCUUCUCGCUUUGGCAAAUUCAUCCAGUUGCACUUCAGUUACCGUGGCAACAUCAUGAGUGGACAGAUCACACACUAUCUGCUGGAAAAGAACCGUGUAGUGCGUCAGAAUCCAGGAGAGAGAAAUUACCACAUCUUCUACGCUCUGCUAGCUGGGGCAUCAACAGAGCAGAGAGAGGCUCUGUGUCUGUCUCCUCCUGAGAGCUACCAGUAUCUCAACCAGUCUGGUUGCAUCACAGACAGCACCAUCAAUGACAAGCUCACUUUUCAGCAUGUUCUGGGGGGACUGAGCACUCUUCAGCUGUCUGAGAGUUGUAUUAGGAAUGUUCUGCAGGUUCUUUCUGCUGUUCUCCUCACUGGCAACAUCCAGUUCCUAACAGCAGGGGGCGCUGCAGUCAGCACCAACACAGUCCUAGGGCAGCUGGCGAACAUGUUGUGUGUGGACUCGUCUUUGCUGUCAGAGGUUCUCACCCAAAAAUCCAUGAUGCUGAGAGGAGAACUCAUAAGUACACCGCUCACUAUAGAGCAGGCUGAGGACUCGCGUGAUUCGCUGGCGAUGGCACUCUACUCACGACUCUUUGACUGGGUCCUGCGCUGUCUCAACAAGCGUAUCCACGGAGACAGCAGCUUCCGUUCUAUCUGCAUCCUAGACAUUUUUGGCUUUGAGAACUUUGAGGUGAAUCGUUUUGAGCAGUUCAACAUCAAUUAUGCCAAUGAGAAGCUGCAGGAAUAUUUCAACAAGCACAUCUUCUGUCUGGAGCAGCUAGAGUACAGCAAGGAAGGUCUGGAGUGGGAGAAUGUGAACUGGAACGAUAAUGGAGAAUGUCUGGAUCUGAUAGAGAUGAGACUCGGUCUGCUGGCCUUGCUAAAUGAGGAGAGUCACUUCCCCAAAGCUACUGAUGCCACUUUGCUGGAGAAGCUCCACUCACAGCACUUACGGAAUCAAUUUUAUGUGAAGCCUCGGAUGGCCACACACCAGUUUGGAGUCAAACACUACGCUGGAGAGGUGCUGUAUGAAGUCUCAGGGUUUCUGGAGAAAAACAGAGACACCUUCAGAGAUGACAUCCUAAAUCUGCUCAAGGAAAGCCGGUCAGAUUUUGUGUACGAGUUGUUUGAGCGAAUUCCCUGUCAGAAUGUCGAGUCUCUACGGAAUUCCAAACACGGCCGACUAACAGUCAGCCUCCAGUUUAAGAAUUCUCUUCAUUCCCUGAUGAGCACUCUGAGCACCUGCAACCCUUUCUUUGUAAGAUGCAUCAAGCCCAACAACAACAAGAUGCCCGGGCAGUUUGAUUGGCAGCUGGUUCUGCAGCAGCUGCGCUACUCUGGGAUGCUGGAGACGGUGCGCAUCAGGAGGCGGGGCUUCCCCAUCAGGCUGAGCUUCCAGGACUUCUACUCCAGGUACCGGGUGCUGCUGAGGGGGAGUGCCUUGCUAGAUGACAUGAAGGGCUGGUGCCUGCAACUAUUCCACCGAUAUAACAGCGCUGAAUCUAAUUGGCGGAUCGGGAAGACCAAGGUUUUUCUGAGAGAGUGUCUGGAAGCUGUGUUGGAGAAGCAGAGGGACUCUGAGAUUCUUAAAGCCGUAACGCUCAUCCAGGCCCAUGUGUUGGGUUACUUAAAGAGGAGGCAGUUUCGUCGACUACUGCAAAGUAUUGUGGUCCUCCAGAAGAGCUUUCGAGCGUUGCUGUGCCGACGGCGCUACCUCAGGGUACGGUGGGCUUCUGUGGUCUUCCAGAAGGUUCUAAAAGGCCAGAGAGUGCGACGCAUGUACAAGCAGCUACUAGAAGAUCAACGAGAGAAUUGGAGAAGAGAGGAGGAGAGGAGAAGAGAGGAGGACAAGAGACGAGAAGAGGCACAACGAAUCAGUCAGAGUGCAGAUGCGUUGGACCAGUCGGAGUCUGGCAAAGCCUCGCAGCAAGCUGCAGACUCACCUGAGGAAGAUGUAGCUUCAUCUGCAUCUACAGACUCACCUGAGGAGUUGUCUGGUGAGGUGUUGUCGAAAGUGGAGGCGUUUCCACCUGACGUGCCGGCCGAUACUGCAUGGGAAGGCGAGGAGGCGUGGCAGGUGGAGGAGAUCCUGCGGCUGGAGCGUGAGAUGGAGCUUCUGCGGCGGCGAAAAGAGGAGACGGAGCGCAGCCUGGGGGCGGAGUCUCAGGAGCGUCUGCGGCGUCUGAGGGACGCAAUCGAUGCCCAGGCCAGUCGUGCCGCCCAGCACUUCCUGCACGUGCUCAACUUUCACGAGAUCGACGAGUGCGUGCGCAGCAUCGAGAGCACCCUGCCAGACACACACGCACACUCGCAAAUACACACACAGACACACGCACAGGCGGCUGGCCGGGAGGAGGAGGACGUGGAUGAAGGGCUCGGGGCAGAUGACUCGCCCAACCCCAGCGAGACCGGCCAAUCGGACGGCCAGCGCACAAGUGGCAUCCGCAGCGGCGACGAGUCUGAGGAAGAGGAGGAGCUGUAUGCCAGCGGCGCGUACGCCGCUCCCUACCCAGCCACACGCCGGGCCGAGGAGGAGGAUCGGGAUGAAGGGCUCGGGGCAGAUGACUCGCCCAACCCCAGCGAGACCGGCCAAUCGGACGGCCAGCGCACAAGUGGCAUCCGCAGCGGCGACGAGUCUGAGGAAGAGGAGGAGCUGUAUGCCAACGAGCGCAUGCCGCCGCCUACCCAGCCACACGCAGCCAAUCACAGCCUGCCCUCUAGCGGUGGCCCCGCCUACUGCCCCCUACAGUCCGAGGAAGGGGAGGAGCUUAUACCUCCAGAUGAAGACUCUGAGGAUGAAGAUGUUGCCAUGACAACAAGGCAGUCUUCAUCUCAUGCCAACCAAUGGCCAUCACAGCAGCGGGAUUCCAUAGCUACCAGUACCAGCUCAGGAGCCCAAUACUACAGCUCUGAAGCAUCGAUGGAGGGCAGCGAUGAUGACUUUGAUAGAUGUGACUCGGAUGGUGAUUCUUUGGGUCGAAGAGAUUCUGUCUACAGCUGCGUCACGCUCCCCUACUUUCACAGUUUCCUUUACCUGAAAGGUGGAGUCUUAAGUGUGUGGCGGCGGCGGUGGUGUGUGUUGCGGGACGAGAUGCUGUUGUGGUUUCGGGCAAAACAGGAAGCAUUAAAACAGGGCUGGCUCAGGAAGAAGGGUGGCGGAUCGUCCACUCUGUCCCGACGCAACUGGAAACGACGCUGGUUUGUCCUGCGCCAGAACAGCCUCCUCUACUACACCAAUGACAAGGAGGACCAGCUCAAGGGGGCGCUAGACCUGCGCUCCGCAAGAGAGGUCUAUGAGUGCCCAGACCGAGUUAACGGGAUCGAUGUUGUGAUGCCCGACCGCACCUACCAUCUGACUGCAGAGUCCGCAGAGGAUGCCAGCCACUGGUUCAGCUUGCUAAGUCAGGUGCACGGCUCCACUGAGCAGGAGAUCAGUGAGAUGAAUGCUGAACAGGCCAACCCUCAGAAUGCAGUGGGAUCUCUGGAUGUUGGGAUGAUAGACUCCGUCUGUGCUUGUGACGCUCCAGAUAGGCCGUUCUCGUUCGUGCUGCAGUUCUCCCAGCGGCUGCUGGAGUGCCGCGCUGACAGCGCAGAGGAGAUGCACCACUGGAUCACACUGCUGCAGCGCAGCAAAGGAGACGCCAGGGUCCAGGGCCAGGAGUUCCUGAUGAGAGGUUGGCUGUAUAAGGAGUGGUCAGGGGGCGUGGCUAAGCAGCUGCGUCGGCGAUGGUUUGUUUUGACUCACGCCUCCCUCGAUGAGUACAGCAGCAGCCAAUCAAACGCCCCGAAACGCUCCUCCCUGCUGCUCACCAGCCUGUGCACCAUCACACACACACACGCUCCCUCAGGUGACUGGGCAGUAGCAGUGUAUGGGCGACGGCAGGAGUGUGUUCUUGUGUUUAAGCUUCAGAGUGAAGCUCAGAGGUGGGCGGCGGCUGUCCAGGAUGUGAUUGACAGCAAACCUCCAGUAGAAACACACACACAACAGCUACUGCUGAACAUCAAGGAGAACAGUCUAAAUUCGGAGCUGGUGGAGCAGAUCUACCUCAGGAACCCCUUGUUGCGCUACAGCAAACACUCCUUACGCACACCACUGCUGGCCCUGCCAUACGGACCAGUGGAGAGGCGUGGUCAUAGGCGGGGCUCGCUUCACUCUGAAGCUCUGAAGAUGUUUGAUUCGCUGCUGCAGCUGGAGGGCGUGGCCAACCCUGUGUCAGCCAUUCAGGGGCUGCUGCAGACCGCCUGGGAGCUCCGCCCACUCAGGGAGGAGCUUGUCUGUCAGCUGCUCAAGCAGACUAGUGGAGACGCCGCCCCAUUAAGCAACUGGCAAAUCAUAGAU